Molecule: messenger RNA, 764 nt
Organism: Anguilla anguilla (European eel)
Lineage: Eukaryota; Metazoa; Chordata; Actinopteri; Anguilliformes; Anguillidae
Product: putative ubiquitin carboxyl-terminal hydrolase 50
Exons: 9
Coding region: 18-764 (248 amino acids)
Biological process (GO): protein deubiquitination
Cellular component (GO): cytosol; nucleus
Molecular function (GO): cysteine-type deubiquitinase activity; cysteine-type endopeptidase activity
Source: RefSeq, a predicted model, not a curated record
UACUGCAGAUACUCUUCAUGACAGAUGAAUGUAGAGAGGCUGUCAUGAGGCUAAAUGAAGCCGAUGGGAAUCCUGUUUCAGAGGAACUGAAAAAGCUGUUUGACAAGCUUAAUAGAAAUCAAGUCCCUGACACCAGAGGUAUAACACAUAGUCUUGGGAUCGCUGACGUGUGUCGGCAAGAAGAUGCAUCAGAAUACUUUAAGAAAAUAUUAAGUAAACUCAAUCCUGAUGUCACAAAGAUCUAUGAAGGUACGAUUAAAGAGACAGUAACUUGCGAGAACGGACACAAGCUUAAGAACGACUCCAGCCCAUUUACCCUCAUUCCACUGUCAAUUAACAACGCCUCUUCUGGAAUCAUCAGUGUGGAGGAUGCCUGGAAAGACCAUUUCAAAAGCACAGAAGCAACACUUUACUGCAGCUCAUGUGAAUAUGAAACAUUGGCUCAAUUUGAAUCUAAAAUAAAUGUGUUUCCACAAAUACUAGCCCUGCAUCUGGAUCGGCUUGAUAUUUUCUCUGGCCAAAAGAAUACCUGCAAAGUGAAGAUUCCAUCCACACUUACCGAUAAGGGGCAGAAUUAUGAACUGUAUGCGAUCGCCAACCACCAUGGCUCUCCCAGGGGCGGCCAUUACAAUGCAUUCAUUAAACCAUAUGGAGACAAAUGCUGGUGGCGUUUUGAUGACUCGCAUGUCAGAAAGAUGGAGGAAUUGCAGAGAGAGAACCUUCUAACCUCAGGAACAGGAGGACUGGCACAUGAACACCUCUAA